GCCUGCCAGGUUGGGAAUCUUAUAUUCUUUCUGAAAGUCCAGAGGAAUCCCAGGACCCAGAAGAGAAGCAUCUGGAGCAGUUGCUGCAGAACAAAAUGGAAGAUUCACCAGCUGGCAUGGACCUCAGCCAUUCUCGGGAACAAACAGAGCCUACAGAUGUUCCAGAUGUUUUGACUGAUGGCAAUUCUAACACAUCCCAUGAAAUUGAAAACAUGGACAACAGUGAAGACUCAAAGGAAUAUCAGUUGACUAAUGGAGAAGGGAGAGAAGAGGAUGGCUUGCUUAAAGGCAAAGGUCAAUACACUGAAAAAGAAGAUGGCGUCUUGAAUUCUGAACCAAUGGAAAACCGAGGAGAGCCUGGGAGCCUUUAUAACUGUCAGCAGGAGUAUGGAGAGUAUGAAAGCAUCGAGCUAGAAAGGCAUUCCGGACCAUACGACCUCAUCAGGCCAUCUAGUGGAAAGCUGAUUUGCCACAUUUGUGGGUUGCGCUGUGUCAGCCUCAAUGUCUUGAUGGUUCACAAACGCAGCCACACUGGUGAGCGCCCUUUCCAGUGUAACCAGUGCGGGGCCUCGUUUACUCAGAAGGGCAACCUUCUCCGCCAUGUUAAACUUCACACCGGGGAAAAGCCAUUCAAAUGCCACCUUUGCAGCUAUGCCUGUCAAAGGAGAGAUGCGCUCACUGGUCACUUAAGGACACAUUCUGUGGAGAAACCAUUCAAGUGCGAAUUCUGUGGACGGAGUUACAAACAAAGAAGCUCAUUGGAAGAACACAAAGAGAGAUGCCGGACUUACCUGCAGAAUGCUACCCUUGGUGAAGCUGAAAGCGUGGAGGGAAGGCACAUCAAAUCCGAGAUGGGGACUGAACGGGCCCUUGUGCUGGACCGCUUAGCGAGCAACGUGGCCAAACGGAAAAGUUCCAUGCCUCAGAAAUUCAUUGGUGAGAAACGCUCCAGCUUUGAAGUGAAUUACAACCCCAGCUUUGUGUACGAGAAGGAGAGGGAGGCCAUGUUGCAAGGAUGCAUGCUGGACCAACAAGCCAUCAACAAUUCCAUGGGUUACCUUGGCGCAGAAGCCCUGCGCCCACUUGUGCAGAACGCGGCGCCCCCGACCUCGGAGAUGGUGCCCGUGAUCAGCAGCCUGUACCCCCUGGCGCUCACCCGCUCUGAAGUGCCCAAUGGCAACCCUCAGGAAGUGGAAAAGAGCCACGCCCAGCUGAGAGACAAGGCUAUGUCUUCCGACAGAGGCCUUUCUCCAAACAACAGUGGCCAAGAUUCCACAGACUCAGACAGCAACCAAGAGGAGCACCAGAACCUUGCCUACCACCAGAACCAAGCUCCUCCUCCUCUGCAGGCCCGUAAUGGGCUCCUGGUCUACAAGGAGCACCCCAGGUCCUACGAGAUCUUCAGGCCACCCGUCGUUUGUCCUCGUGACGUCUUGAAAGUCUUCAACAAGGAAGGCGAACCCAUUGGGGUCUACCGAUGUGACCACUGCCGUGUCCUCUUCCUGGAUUAUGUGAUGUUCACCAUCCACAUGGGAUGCCACGGCUUCCGUGACCCUUUUGAGUGUAAUUUGUGUGGCCACCGGAGCCAUGACAAAUACGAAUUCUCCUCCCACAUAGUCCGCGGCGAGCACAGAAUGGGACUGAAAUGAGAGCAGAACUUCUUCCAUCAGUUUCUGGGGAGACUCGUGCACCGUAACCUAAAACCAGUCCAAAACCAA
Messenger RNA from Podarcis raffonei (Aeolian wall lizard), 1718 nucleotides. It is a transcript of the gene IKZF3, whose product is annotated as IKAROS family zinc finger 3. Gene Ontology annotation, molecular function: DNA-binding transcription factor activity; RNA polymerase II cis-regulatory region sequence-specific DNA binding. Gene Ontology annotation, biological process: regulation of transcription by RNA polymerase II. The transcript has 8 exons. Lineage: Eukaryota; Metazoa; Chordata; Lepidosauria; Squamata; Lacertidae. The record is from RefSeq and is a predicted model, not a curated record. Bases 96 to 1649 code for a protein of 517 amino acids.